AAGACUCACACAAUCAAUUAGCAGAGAUGUUAUAUAAGCUUUGGAGAGUAAGCUCACAGAUGCCUUCAAAGAAGGAUAAGGCUGCAAUGGAUCUAUUUGUGGUCCUAGUGCUCUGUCUCUCCUGUUUGCUUCUCCUUGCACUCAGAAGACAGAGCUCUGGGAGAAGGAAGCUCCCUCCUGGCCCAAUUCCUCUCCCUAUUAUUGGAAAUAUCCUACAAAUAGAUGCAAAGAACAUCAGCAAAUCUUUCAGCACUUUCUCAAAAGUCUAUGGCCCUGUGUUCACUGUAUAUUUUGGCACGAGGCCCAUCGUGGUGUUGUAUGGAUAUGAAGCAGUGAAGGAAGCCUUGAUUGACCUUGGAGAUAAAUUUUCUGGAAGAGGAAUUUUUCCAGUUUCUGAAAGAACUAAUCAAGGACUUGGAAUUAUUUUCAGUAAUGGAAAGAGAUGGAAGGAGAUCCGACGUUUCUCCCUCAUGACCCUGCGGAAUUUUGGGAUGGGAAAGAGGAGCAUUGAGGACCGUGUUCAAGAGGAAGCCCGCAACCUGGUGGAGGAGUUAAGAAAAACCAAGGGCUCAUCCUGUGAUCCCACUUUUAUCCUGAGCUGUGCUCCCUGCAAUGUGAUCUGUUCCAUCAUUUUCCAGAAUCGAUUUGAUUAUAAAGAUCAGAAUUUUCUUACCUUGAUAGAAAGAUUUAAUAAAAACUUCAAGAUUCUGAGCUCCCCGUGGAUCUAUGUCUGCAACAAUUUCCCUAUUCUCCUUGAUUAUUUCCCAGGGAUUCAUAACAAAUUAUUUAAAAAUGUUGCUCUUACAAAAAAUUAUGUUUUGGAGAAAGCAAAAGAACACCAAGAAUCACUGGCUGCUAACAACCCUCGGGACUUUAUUGAUUGCUUUCUGAUCAAAAUGGAGCAGGAGAAGCAUAACCCCCAGACAGAAUUCACUUUUGAAAACCUGGUAUGCACAGUAGCAGAUGUAUUUGUUGCUGGAACAGAGACAACAAGCACCACUCUGAGAUAUGGACUCCUGCUUCUGCUAAAGCACCCAGAGGUCACAGCCAAAAUUCAAGAAGAAAUUGACCGUGUGAUUGGCAGACACCGGAUCCCAAGCAUGCAGGACAGGAGCCUCAUGCCUUACACAGAUGCUGUCAUGCACGAAAUCCAGAGAUACAUUGAUCUUGUCCCCACCAGUCUUCCCCAUGCAGUGACCUGUGACACUAAAUUUAGAAACUACCUCAUCCCGAAGGGCACAAUGGUAUUAGCAUCCCUAUCAUCUGUGCUGCAUGAUGACAAAACAUUCUCCAACCCAGAGAUGUUUGACCCUGGCCACUUUCUGGAUAAGAGUGGCAACUUUAAGAAAAAUGAAUACUUCAUGCCCUUCUCAACAGGAAAACGGAUUUGUGUUGGAGAGGGACUGGCCCGCAUGGAACUGUUUAUAUUCCUGACUGCCAUUUUACAGAACUUUAACCUAAAAUCUCUGAUUGAUCCAAAGACACUCAAUACCGCUAAAACUGGAAAUGGGAUUUUUUCUAUACCACCCUCAUACCAAAUCUGCUUCAUUCCUGUCUGA
Messenger RNA from Carlito syrichta (Philippine tarsier), 1559 nucleotides. RefSeq names its product cytochrome P450 2C20-like (gene CYP2C128). The transcript is spliced from 9 exons. Bases 27 to 1559 code for a protein of 510 amino acids. Gene Ontology annotation, biological process: xenobiotic metabolic process. NCBI's taxonomy places the organism in Eukaryota, Metazoa, Chordata, Mammalia, Primates, Tarsiidae. Gene Ontology annotation, molecular function: heme binding; oxidoreductase activity, acting on paired donors, with incorporation or reduction of molecular oxygen, reduced flavin or flavoprotein as one donor, and incorporation of one atom of oxygen; iron ion binding. The record is from RefSeq and is a predicted model, not a curated record. Gene Ontology annotation, cellular component: intracellular membrane-bounded organelle; cytoplasm.